Molecule: messenger RNA, 1317 nt
Organism: Aspergillus wentii DTO 134E9
Lineage: Eukaryota; Fungi; Ascomycota; Eurotiomycetes; Eurotiales; Aspergillaceae
Product: NUDIX hydrolase
Exons: 2
Coding region: 1-1317 (438 amino acids)
Molecular function (GO): coenzyme A diphosphatase activity
Source: RefSeq, a predicted model, not a curated record
AUGGAGUCAUUAAACCCAGAGUUGCCAGUGUCCAAGUCCCUGCAUAAUGUCUUGAUAGACCUCUCCCAACGCCCAUAUCCUCAUGUCCCAAACCCACCAUCUUGCAAGAAACGUGCCUCUGUGGCCCUGAUCCUUCGAGUUCGCCCGACGUACGGUCAUUCGCCGAGUUCUCCGCUCCCACCCCGAGACCAGGCCUCUUCCACGAAGGAGCGGUUGGAUAAUUUCUUCUCCCAGUCAUGGGUUCAACAUGGUGAUCCGGAAACUCUGUUUAUCAAACGAUCCUCGCGCGUGGGGGACCGUUGGAACGGCCAUGUCGCUCUUCCUGGAGGAAAGCGAGACCCCGAGGAUGCAGAUGACAAAGCUGCUGCGAUUAGGGAGGCGUCUGAGGAAAUCGGACUAGAUCUGACGACGGACGACUUUAUCUAUGUAGGAAACUUGCCAGAGCGAGUUGUCACUACAAGCUGGGGCACUGUACCAUUGAUGGUCCUUUGUCCUUUUAUUUUUCUGUCGACCAGUAGCGACUCUCCGACUCUAAACUUACAACCUACUGAGGUUGCUUCAACCCAUUGGGUGUCUCUCAGAGCUCUCUUAUCGUCAUCGUCCCGCACAAUAGAAUAUGUCGACAUGUCUCAGCGCUUCGCGAGAAGAGGAGGCUUCAUCACCCGUCUUGCAUGUCGGUCUAUCCUGGGAUUCAUGCAAUUCUGUGCAAUCCGGCUGAAACCGACCGAAAGUUUACAUUGCAGUACAAUCCCGGGAUUCGUCUCUGGGGAUGACCAAUCGCACGGUUUUAUAUCGCGGUGUAAAACGUGGUGCUUGGGAAAUCAAGCAGACUCGGGUGAUCAGAAUCGUCCUCUGCUGCUCUGGGGACUUACACUUGGCAUUUUAGCCGACUUCUUAGAUAUGCUGCCCCCUCACACUGCUGUGCAGCUGUGGAAAUACCCUACAUUUACCCCUCCAGAUUUGCGACUGAUCGUGAGCAUCCUGACCUACCAACUGCGUAAACGCAAUAUGCUCAAUGUCAAGUCGGGAAGGCGACCCAGCAAUACGGCAGUGGACAGCCAGACCGCUGCACUACCUGUUACGGAGGCAGCGGAUUCAAAGCAUAAUCACAACGAGGUGGGCAUCGGAGGACUUGGGGUUGGCAGAUAUUAUGGGCCUUCGGACGAAGGUCCGGAUGGAAGCUCAUAUGCAGUUGGCAUCAUGCUCCGGGGAUACUAUGAUCGGCUUCGGGUUGCCAUAUGCAUUUUCCUUGCAUGGCGAAUCGGUUUGGGGUCGAUGGCGGCAGUGUAUGCCUGGAGAUUUCUCCGACGUCGAUAG